ACCAAUGAUGGUGAAAAUGGACAUAACGCUAUUUGUCUUUCUUGAUAUUCUACUUUUCUCUGCUGGCCGCCAUCUAAAGUCAAACCUAACAAAAACGAAUUUUUCUCUACCACAAAGAUCCAAUAUCCAGAAAGUAGGAAGCCCUGCUGCAGUUGUCAUUCCAGGUUACACAUACUACCCAGUAGAAGAUGAGAUGGACUCUGACAUGGACUGUUCAUGCCCAUCGCCUGACCAAUCAGACUGCUGUCAGUUUAAAGACGGCCUAUCCAGUUGCCAAAAUCAAAGCUCGGAGGUAAAACGUUUGCGUCUGAAUGCCGCUGGACAGGAAUACAUUGUGACGUUGAAUACAUCUGUUUCAGGGGGGACUCCUAUUGAUCAACAAACUGCAGAUAGUCCUAAAAUGUCCCAUGCUAAUCCGCAAAAGUCUCCAGGUAAUCUUCAAAAGUCUCCAGAUAGCCCUCAAAAGUUUCCAGGUAAUCGUGUAAAGUGUCAGARGUUUCCAGGUAAUCGUCAAAAGUUCCCAGUUCAACCACAAAAGUUUCAAGGUAAUCCUCAAAAGUCUCUACAUCAUCGAAAGUCUCAAGAUCAAAGACCUCCACUCUUCAUUAUCCGAAAUGCUCCACCAGAGAGACUUACUGCUUCUAGUGAUGAAAAAACGGUCAUAGGGACAGGGAAGCCUCUAAGAUUUUCAACAGGUUCCUCGACCAAUCAGAAAUUUGGAAAAACUAUGGGCGUCUUCAAAAAACUUGUUAAAGUCCUUUCUGGUGUAGUACACAAAAUGAAUGUGCCACCCACAAAUGCAGACAACAAAAUCAACGACAGGAGCAACAACGACAACAACAACAACAACAAGGUGAGAAAACACUCUGGUCUUUCCCAGGAGGAAAAGCAAAAACAAGACAACUACGAUUUAUACCCGCAAGUAUUCCUGGGAGAAGAUUUGAAGCCACACACCAUUGAGGAACUAAAAACAAGCCAUGAUAGAUAUGAACURUUGGGCCAAAAACUGUUUGGUCAGACUGUAAAUGGAAUUAAUGGCCARGGGAGAAAAAAUGAACACGAAAAUGAAUUGAGUACAAAAGAAGAAAAGGAAGCGCCAUUUCCUGAAAACAACAAGGAGAAACAGGGAAUGAAUACAGAAAAAGAAGAAGAGGAGGAGAAGAAUCUGAGCAAUCAAGAGAACAUCGAGGUAUUUGACAAUAAAGAUAACAAACAGGAGCUUGAAUAUCAGCAACAGCAAGGAAUAAACUCAGCGGUUAAAGAAUCGAAACAGUCACCUCAAUCGCAGCAAACACAAGAUGAACCGCCGAGAACACACAAACAAGAAAAUACGACUCCAAUGAAUGAAAAACAAAACACUUACAAUCCAUUAAAGCACUCAAAUAGUGAAGACAAAAUAAACAUAGGCAAACCACAACACGAGAACACAUCAAACAAUCCAGACCAAGAUAUCGAGCAACAGGAGAACCAGGUACCAAAAAGUCCAGGUCAAGACAGCGAAAAGCACAUACAGGAGAACCAGGUUCCAAAACGUCCAGGUCAAGGUGGCCAACAGCAGCAACAGGAUAACCAGGCAGCAAACAGUCAAGAUCAAGUUGGCGAACAGCACCAACGGGAGAACCAGGUACCAAACAGUCCAGGUCAAGAUGGCGAACAGCAGCAACAUGAGAACCAGACACCAAACAGUCCAGGUCAAGGUGCCGAACAGCACCAACAAGAACCACCAGACAGUCCAGGUCAAGACAGCGAACAGCAUCUACAGGAGAACCAGACACCAAACAGUCCAGGUCAAGACAGCGAACAGCAUCUACAGGAGAAACAGACACCAAACAGUCCAGGUCAAGGUGGCGAACAACAGCAAGAGCAAAACCAGGCAAUAAAUAGUCCAGGCCAAGACAGCGAACAGCCGAAUCCAGAAAAYGAGAUUCAGGCCGACAAAGUAGUUGGAAAACURCUUCUCAUCAACACUCAAAACAAGAAGAAACAAUUCCAUGACAACUCAAACGCCUUAGUAGCUAGWAGGCAACAUCAAUUGAACACUAUAAUAGAACAAAUGUCGAAACAAAACGACCAAAUAUCAAACAAAGAAGCCAUAAAUCAGACAAGCAAUGAAAUAACGCAGCUUGUAAAGAAACUUAAUCUUUUGAAAAAGAAUCUAGAAAUUAACGGUCAAAAUCCUUCYACACCACCAAUGCAAAACAGACCUUCUAUAAAGGGAUCCCAUAACCACGCACCUCAAGAUAAGCAUCAUGUAAUAAAAGACGACGAUUUAUGUACUGCUGUUGACGAUAUCAUUUCAUGCGAUCCCGAGUUCAAUCCUUGCUUACAAAGAACAAAAAUUCCUUGUCCAAUGAAUCAAGAGUUAUUGACUUCAUACUGUUGUCAAGGAAACGAAGAGUCAAGGACGCAAAAUGGUGGAGCAAGAAAAGGAAUUUGUCGACGCCAAGCCUUACAAGACCAYAAUGCAAAGCGGUCCCUACACAAAGUUCCUCCGCUUCGUUUGGAUAARAUACUUAACAAAGCCGCGCUAAACUAUGCCAGAAAACUGGCUGCACGUGGUAUUAAAAAUCCAGUACAUUCACCAAGGAGUGAAAGAAUUGGRCAGGGAGAGAAUCUGGCUAUUACUUGCACUAGUCCAGAGUCACCCUACGACUGCACCGCCAUAACUAAUCGAUGGUACGAUGAAAUCAGCAAAUACCAUUGGAAAUCACCCGGGUUUUCCAACGAAACAGGGCAUUUCACGCAAGUUGUCUGGAAAAAUACAAAACUACUAGGGAUAGGACGCGCCGAA
Molecule: messenger RNA, 2791 nt
Organism: Exaiptasia diaphana
Lineage: Eukaryota; Metazoa; Cnidaria; Anthozoa; Actiniaria; Aiptasiidae
Product: putative mediator of RNA polymerase II transcription subunit 26
Exons: 7
Cellular component (GO): extracellular region
Source: RefSeq, a predicted model, not a curated record